This is a messenger RNA of Effrenium voratum, 4118 nucleotides long. Lineage: Eukaryota; Dinophyceae; Suessiales; Symbiodiniaceae. The record is from the annotation of a GenBank genome assembly.
CGUGAAUUUCACACGCCUAUGGGUGAUGUCGAGCUGGCGAAUCUCCUGUCGCUGCUGGAGGGCGCCGUGAGCGAAGAUGUCGCGCGUCUCGCCUUGCAGCAGGCAGGCAGCGUGGAGCUGGCGGUUUGCCGCAUCUUCGGGGAAGCAGGAGGAUGCGCUGGCAUCAUCGACCUUGAGGAGCCAGGCGAACCUCGCGCCGGAUCAGGCCCAGGGUCCAAGGCGAAGCCGAAGGCAAAGCCCAAGGCAAAGCCGAGCAAGGCCGCGGGCCCCGCGGCCCCCGCGGCCCCCGCGGCCCCGGCAGCCCCCGCAGCCCCUGCAGCCCCGGCUCCUGACCCCGCAGCCCCUGCUUUACCUGCGGAGCCGGAGUGCGAAGGCGAGCCUCGGGACGAUGCGGACACGCAGCCUGCCAGCGACGGCGAGUUUCGUGCGGAGGCAAUCCCGGAGUUCGAGGAGCUAGGCUCCCACUACGAUGUGGCACCCAAGGACACCUGGCGCCCCAUCAGCUUCCAGUCCUUCGGUCACAGCUGGGCCCGAAAACUUCUGCAGAAGGAUCCUCCAUGUUUGUCCCUGGGCCAGAACGACGAGUGGCAGGUGGUGAGCAGCAGUGGCGAGAUGCAUUGUGCUACACAGACGGGCGUGCGGCCGCGCUUCGCGGCCAAGUUGGAAAGCCAGCUGAAGCUGAGCAAAGAAGGCCAGCACGUGGCCGUGAAGAAGAGCCUGCUCAACGAUCUCUUUGAGACCAUGCUAGCGAAGGUGCGAUAUCCGCCCGGCGAGCUGAGCUUCGGGUGGCGCAUGCGGAAGCUGGACGCGCAGGACCUAGGGCGCCCGGCGCCUGCGGACCUCACGGGGCCGCUGCCGCCGCGGCCCUUCAAGCUCCUGGACAACGGCUGUGAUGCUGCAGCAGAGCAGCCGCCGCACUUCUUGAAGCACCCCCUCCGCCCGGAGCAGCAGAGGUCCCUGCAGUGGAUGCUCUCGCGAGAGGCUGCGCAGGAUGAGGCCUUUAUGGCUGAGUGGAGGACCUUCUGGACUUCCUUCGAGACCAACUCCAUUGAGGGCAGGGAGGAGGAGCAGUUCGUGCCUGGCGCGCUGGUGGAGGUCCGGCGUGCCGCACUGGGGCCCUUCUUCAAGGACGGGCGACCAGUGGAGAAGAUCUCCCUGCAGGGCAACGGUGAGGUGCAAGACAACACCGGCCCGCAGGUGGUGGUGCGUUUCGCCUGUGGCAUCGUGGCGUGCCCGCCACAGGACCUGAGCUUUGUGGACCAGGGCGACAUCCGGCCUGGGUGCAAGGUGAUGCUCAAGGCCGACUUGAAGGCCCCAGCCUUUGGGUGGGGCGGCGUCACCCACGCCAUGGUCGGGAUCUUCAUUCGCCAGCUGGACACUGCCACCGUGCAAAUCAAGUGGCCGAUCCACCCACAUUGGAAGGGCAAGCGCAACGAGAUCCGCCGUGCAGAUGCCUACGACACGGGGAAGCGGUGCCCGCUGGUUCUGGACCUCCGGAUCCGGGCUGCCUACCCAGUGCGCGGCGGCAUCUUGGCAGACAAGAUCGGCUACGGCAAGACGGCGACGACCAUCGCCCUCAUUGACCGACAGCUGAGGCAGCCCGUGCCAGAGAUCCCCAAGGUGGACCGGGGAAACUUUCUUCCAGCGCAGGGCACGCUGAUCAUCGUGCCCUCCAACCUCUUCGAGCAGUGGAUCAAUGAGAUCGGGAAGUUCCUCUGGGACGGCUGCCUGCGGCCACAGAUGAAGGCCGGCUGGAGCCCGGCCACCUUCCCGCUGAAGGUCUUCGCCAUGAGCAACGUGGCCCCCCUCGGCAAGGCCAAGGCUUCGGAAGUCGCCAGUGCGGACGUGGUGAUUUGCUCCUACCGGCUCCUGUAUUCGCAAAUCUACCUCAACCGCCGCAAGGAGCUGCUGGGCUCCACAGGCGAGCUCUUCAACUUGCAGGGCCGAGUGAGUCAGCUGCUGAAAGGUGGCAGGCUACCCAGCGGCCGGAAGCCGGGCGUCUUUGCCAAUGACUGGAAGGAGUUCCCGGUGCUGGAGAUGUUCUACUGGAAUCGCAUCGUAUUCGACGAGUUCCACGAGCUCGAGAGCUUCGAGAGCACCCAGCAGAACAGCCUGCAGUUCUUGCGUGCCCACUUCCGCUGGGGUCUCACUGGCACACCGCCUGUGGAAAACAACGCAGGCGCCAUCUUCAUGUCCUCCUUGUUCCGCAUCGAUCUGCCUGGCUACCUGGACUUAGCGUCCGCCGGGGUGGAUUUGGAGUCUUGGGAGUCCGAUCGCCUCUUGACGGAGUCCGUGCAGCGCUUCCUGGACGACUACGUGCGGCAGAACACGGCAGAGCUGCCCCACAUUCGACUGGAGGAGCGCUGCGUGGUGGUGCGGCACACGGCCGCGGAGCGCGCGCUGUACCUGGGCCAGGCCCACGAGGCGGACCUCGGCCUGGGCCUUAGCGACGCCUUCAAAUCCGAGGCCAACGUGAGCGCCUUGGAGCGGCUCCUCAAGCUUUGCUCCCACUUCCAGGUCGGAGGCGCCGAGGUGGGCAAUGCCGACCAGGAGUGCGAGCGCAUCUUCGACCAGAAGGAGCGGCGCCUAGUGAGAGCUAGGAACCAAAUGCGCCGCUGCUGCCGCGUCAUGGUGCUGCUUCAGCGGCUGCUGGCCACACAGAAGCGAAGGAAGCUGGCGUGGGAAGCGGAACUGGACAAGAUGAAGGCGACCCUCACGGCUGAGGGCAAUGCUGCGAAGCUGCUCUGUGAGGAAGAAGCGGCGGAGGCGGCCGCGGCCCGGGCGGAGCCGGAGGAUGAUUUUCUGGCGAACCUCGACGGCCACAAGCCCCGGUCCGAGGAGCUCCUCAGAGUUCUAGGACCCGACGGUCCCAAGCGAGGCUCCGUGGAGGAGUGGUCCAACCUCAUGCACAGCUCCCUUGAGGUGGCUUUGUUGGAGAAGUUGCUGAUCCUGCAAGCCAAGGAGCAGGCGCAGAACCUCUGGGAGAUGCACGAGGCCUCGGGCUCCAUGGACUUCUUCCGGCGCACCGUGGCGGCCAUGGCCAAGGGCAAGCCCGAGGACCGCAGCUGCUCCGUUUGCAUGGAAGACGACUUGCCACUGCAGAAGCUUGCCAUCACCCCGUGCGCGCACACUUUCUGCAUUGCUUGCCUCCGGGAGACUGUGGACAAGUUCAGCAAGUGCAGCCUGUGCCAGCGGCCGCUUUCCCAGAAGGAUGUCCGGGCCCUGGUGGCAGAGCUGGACGCCGCCACGGCGGAGCCGUCCUCCUCCUCCAAGGACACAGCUGCGCCUCCGCUCUCUGGCGUGGACUUGGGCAAGUACGGCACGAAGCUGGCGGUGCUGGUUCAGAAGCUCCACGAGCUUCGACACUCCGACCACACCGCCAAGGUGAUUCUCUUUGUUCAGUUUGACGAUCUCAAGCGGAAGGUCUGCGCAGCUUUGAACGAGUUUGGCAUCCCUUGCGCCGUCCUUCACGGAGGUGUCGGGCAGAGAGCUAGCAUUAUCCGGGACUGGCAGAACAAUCCUCAGUCGGACACCUUCGUGCUGUUGUUGUCUCUGCAACAGUCGGCCUCAGGCACCAAUCUGACGGCUGCAAGCCAUGUGAUUUUUCUUCAUCCGAUGCUGGCGCCCAAUGCGGAGAAAGCUGUCGGCUACGAGAUGCAGGCGAUCGGCCGUGCCCGGCGCCACGGGCAGCAGCGGGACGUGGUGCACGUCUGGCGCUUCGUGACAACGGACACCUUGGAGCAGGCCAUCACGGAGCGGCAUCAAGGAGCACUGUGGAAGUUGGAGCAGGCGUCGUAACCGCGUAACACAAGCAGACCAGACCGCAAGCAGGAGCGGCAGCUUCGCGAGGAGCGGGCGCAGCCAGCCGCUGGCGUGGAAGGCGAAGAGCGGCAUCCAGAGAAUCCGAAGCCGAAUCCGAAGCGAGAGGGAGACAAACGAGGAGAGGCGAAGAAGAGGAAGAAGGAGAAGGAGAAAGAGGAGAAAGAGGAGAAGCACAGAAAGAAGGGGAAAGGAAGCUGAGUCUUCCUGCUAAUGCACCCAGCUUUCAGGCGUUGACGGCUGAAGCUGAGCGCUUGCCUUGCAAGCUCUUCUCUCUUUGUGGGCGGCUGAGAGACCUC